Molecule: messenger RNA, 2142 nt
Organism: Doryrhamphus excisus (bluestripe pipefish)
Lineage: Eukaryota; Metazoa; Chordata; Actinopteri; Syngnathiformes; Syngnathidae
Biological process (GO): negative regulation of smoothened signaling pathway
Cellular component (GO): Golgi apparatus; ciliary membrane
Source: RefSeq, a predicted model, not a curated record
UGCAUAGACCCGGUCAGCCGUGUUGAGUCAGUCCGUUCACGUUCGUUCCGACUCAACUGACGGUCGUGAAUGGACUGCCGACGAGUGUCAGUCAAUCUCUGGGUCUCUGUCUUUCAGUCAGAUAACUCCACCCACUCACAGAGCGAGGCGCGACGAUAGGCUAAGACAGGCAAGCAAGCAGAUAGUCCCGCCCCUUGCAAAAGGAACCGUGAACUGACUCUCCAGCCAAUCAGAAAAAAGCAUUUGCAACUGAACGGACUGAACGGGUAUUUUAGGGGCGGUGACCUCGUUCAUUCCGUUCACAAAAAAGAACUAGUUCUUUCGACCCGUUCGUUCACGACCGACACACCAGUCGUGCUCAGUGACAUGGAUAAACUGACCGUGAUAUCAGGAUGUCUUUUCCUCGCUGCACAAGUCUUCGCCAUCGCCAGCAUCGCCAACCCAGACUGGAUCAGCACCGGAGAGUCCGCCGGCUCUCUGACCUUCGGUCUGGUCCGACAGUGUCAGACCAUUCAUGGCCGAGAUCGGACCUGCAUCCCCCCUCAAAUGCCCCCGGAGUGGGUCGCCGCGCUCUUCUUCAUCAUCCUGGGUGUCCUCUCACUGACCGUCGCCUGCUGCCUGCUGGUCAUGUCCCACUGGCGCCACGAGGUCAUCCGAUACGCCCGCUGGAUCGCUUUCACGGGGUUGGUCCUGUUCUGUAUGGCAGCGCUCAUUUUCCCGAUGGGUUUCUACGUCAGUGAGGUUGGAGGAGAACCAUACAAGCUGCCCAACAACACCGGCGUGGGCUCCUCCUAUGUGCUCUUUGUUCUGUCCAUCUUUUUCACCAUCGUGGGCCUUCUGUUCGCCGGGAAGGUUUGCUUACCCGGCUGACACCUACUCUCCUCAGAGGAACUCCUGCGGAGGCUCUUAUUUGGAAGAAGAUGAAAACAAAGUAGACCAGGAGGUACAUGCGUCCACGUGUUUGGAAGUGGGAGUGAUGGAAAUCGACCGAAAAAAAAAGACUCUGGCUCGAGCCCUGACAGAUUAUCAGUCAUCUUAAGGAGGAACGACAGAUAACCUCUCUCACUCACCCUAUUAACUCAUAAUAAUUGCAAAGCCCCGAUGGAUGAUGGAGGUCACGACCCGACGACAAUACAGUCUGUAAUAUAUUCAUUCAGUGACAUGCCUUUCUUUUUGUAUUUAUUUUACUUUUAUUAUGAAAAGAUCUAAUAUAUCCAAAAUGUGUCUUAACUGCCUUAAGGAGCUGUCCACCUUAAAUUAUGUGUGUAUGCAACACCAAAUGUCCGUUACUCUUCACCCGUGGCCAUGUUCAGCAUUCCUGCUUUCAUCAAUCUCGCCGCCUCCCUAAACUUGUCGACGGCUUCAUUACAGGAUGUUCUCUGCGUUUGGAGGAAGUCAGUGCAUCAGUCGUAGUGACAUUGGCGUAAAUAUUGUAAAUAUUGUAAAUAUUGGCGCUCUAGGUAUGGGAUGGAUGAAAGCAACAUACAAUGAGGAACUCGUGCCUCGCCUUCCGGAGCUUGAAGAACUCCUCCACAGUCAGGUCUUCUACUUUCUUUCUCAGAGUGAUGAAGUGACACAAGGCCGACUGGGAUUUGUGCUCUUUUCUGUUAAGAAAAGGACAAAACCCAUCAGUGAGGGAUAAUUACUAUAAUUCAUCAACACAUAGUGAUCUAAAUGCAAUAUAUUGCGGUCCAAACAGUAACGUGACCUUAAUCUUACCGUGGGUCAUCCUCCGGUGCCCAGCGCUCCAACUUUUUGAGGCAGAAGAAGCACAUAGCAGCAUCUGGGCUGUUGUCUGAAGGCGUGUAAAUAAAGCCGGCCUUUGCCAUCUGAAAAACAUAGACCCAAUUCACAUCAUUUCAUGUUGUUUUCUUCAUAUUUAAUAGUACUGAAAUGUAUUCACAAUUCAAAUGUCAAGUAAGGCACUGAAAUUAUAUUUUAGCUGUUCAAAGUUCCUUAAAAAGUUCCUGUAUUUUGUUAUUUCGAUAUUUUAGCGCCAAUCAUCACCAAGGAAUUGAACAAAGUUGGCUUGAAAUGAGAGCAUUGGCAGGUUUGUUUGUGCAUUUGUAAUAUUUGUAACGACGACCUGUGUCUCGCUCAUUUUAGUGACAUUAGAUUGCUUUGACUUCAUUCUUCCACCAG